Molecule: messenger RNA, 2312 nt
Organism: Onychomys torridus (southern grasshopper mouse)
Lineage: Eukaryota; Metazoa; Chordata; Mammalia; Rodentia; Cricetidae
Gene: Wnt10a
Product: Wnt family member 10A
Biological process (GO): neuron differentiation; canonical Wnt signaling pathway; cell fate commitment
Cellular component (GO): extracellular region
Molecular function (GO): cytokine activity; frizzled binding
Source: RefSeq, a predicted model, not a curated record
CAGACAGUACCGCCCCCACCGCGCCCGCCUUGCACACCCUCAGAAGCGCAGGCUCGCAGCGCGGCGCUGGGGGGGGGGCUCCCCAGCACCUUGGCCUCGAGUCCCCAGCCCGCUGCACCUCCGGGCCCCCCCCCUACCCUCUAGAGAAACCAGGAGUUGUCGCAAGGGGGCCUCGGGAAAUUCCCUGGACCCCAGUGCCAGGAGGUGCCCGGUUCGCCCGCUCCCCAUCCACCCCCCCGAGGGCGGUGCCCGGGGGCGCUGCCCCAUGGAGCGGGGAGGCGGGCGCCGUCUGCUGCGGGAGCCGUGACCUGAGUAGGAGCUGUGUGUCGCAGCCGCCCCACCCCUGCCGAUCAUGCGCCGGCGACCCUGGCUCGCCAGUCCCACCGGGCUGUGAGCCCCCCACUCGUGGCCUGUCAAGGCCCGCGCGCCAUGGGCAGCGCCCACCCUCACCCCUGGCUGCGGCUCCCACCCCGGCCCCAGCCGCGGCCUGAGCUCUGGGCGCUCCUGUUCUUCCUACUGCUGCUGGCUGCCGCUGUGCCCAGGUCAGCACCCAACGACAUCCUGGGCCUCCGCCUACCCCCAGAGCCUGUACUCAACGCCAACACAGUGUGCCUCACAUUGCCCGGCCUGAGCCGGCGGCAGAUGGAGGUGUGCGUGCGUCACCCUGACGUGGCCGCCUCUGCUAUCCAGGGCAUCCAGAUCGCCAUCCACGAGUGCCAGCAUCAGUUCCGGGACCAGCGCUGGAACUGUUCCAGCCUGGAGACUCGGAACAAAGUCCCCUACGAGAGUCCCAUCUUCAGUAGAGGUUUUCGAGAGAGUGCUUUCGCCUACGCCAUAGCAGCUGCCGGGGUGGUGCACGCAGUGUCCAACGCAUGCGCCUUGGGUAAACUACAGGCUUGCGGUUGCGACGCCUCCAGGCGUGGGGACGAAGAAGCCUUCCGUCGGAAGCUGCACCGCCUGCAGCUGGACGCGCUGCAGCGCGGUAAGGGCCUGAGCCACGGGGUCCCAGAACACCCUGCUCUGCCCCCUGCCAGCCCAGGCCUGCAGGACUCCUGGGAGUGGGGUGGCUGCAGCCCGGAUGUGGGCUUCGGAGAACGUUUCUCCAAGGACUUUCUGGACUCCCGGGAGCCUCAUAGAGACAUUCACGCCCGCAUGAGACUCCACAACAACCGUGUUGGCAGGCAGGCGGUGAUGGAGAACAUGCGGCGGAAGUGCAAGUGCCAUGGCACCUCAGGCAGCUGCCAGCUCAAGACGUGCUGGCAGGUGACGCCCGAGUUUCGUGCCGUGGGGGCGCUGCUGCGCAACCGCUUCCACCGCGCCACGCUCAUCCGGCCGCACAACCGCAACGGUGGCCAGCUGGAGGCCGGCCCCGCCGGGGCACCCUCGCCAGCUCCCGGCACUCCAGGGCUGCGCCGAAGGGCCAGCCACUCCGACCUGGUCUACUUUGAGAAAUCGCCCGACUUCUGUGAGCGCGAGCCUCGCCUGGACUCGGCGGGCACUGUGGGCCGCCUGUGCAACAAGAGCAGCUCGGGCCCCGACGGCUGCGGCAGCAUGUGCUGUGGCCGCGGCCACAACAUCCUGCGCCAGACGCGCAGUGAGCGCUGCCACUGCCGCUUCCACUGGUGCUGCUUCGUGGUCUGCGAAGAAUGCAGAAUCACCGAGUGGGUCAGCGUCUGCAAGUGAGCGGGCCCGGGCUCCUCUGGGUCUGAGGAAAGGUUCGCCACCUGGCGCCUGGCUUCUGCCGCUAGUGGUCUGGGCCAGAGAGGAGCAGCAGCAGCCGCAGCAGCAGCAACAGCAGCAGCAGCAGCAGCAGCAGCAGCAGCAGCAGCAGCAGCAGCAUCCUUGGCUCCUGAGAGAGGUGGUUGGCUCUUCCUGCUCUCAGGAUCUGCAAUCAGCAGACAGUCUAGACCCAACUGACAACCCUCUCUGUGGGUUCCCCUCUACCGGCUCAGGCUCCUAGUUCGGACAGCUGGGAGUGAUGUUGGAGACUGCCCCACACCCUAGGACAUGUCACCAAAACAGCCCAGCCUGGCAGGCCUAUCUCCUGUCGUCUUUUCUCCCCUUCCCCAGGAGCAGCAGGCAGUGCACCGAAGCUGAUGGGUACCGGGCGGAAGAAAACUAAAAUGAAGAAACAGACAUAAUCAGGCUGAAGCGAUUCUACAAAGGCCCCCAGAUACUCUCCCGCCAAGGCUUCUGCUCCCAUCAUUCAUUUAACAGAUAUUUAUUUUGCACUCUCUUUGUGGCACUCUCUGGGGAAAGAGAAGCCUUCUGGAGUUUACAGGCUUACUAAGGGAAGUGGACAAUAAACCAGU